This is a messenger RNA of Penicillium alfredii, 1614 nucleotides long. Its product is annotated as GNL3/Grn1 family GTP-binding protein. The transcript is spliced from 3 exons. The coding region runs from base 1 to 1614 and encodes 537 amino acids. Lineage: Eukaryota; Fungi; Ascomycota; Eurotiomycetes; Eurotiales; Aspergillaceae. The record is from RefSeq and is a predicted model, not a curated record. Gene Ontology annotation, cellular component: nucleolus. Gene Ontology annotation, molecular function: GTP binding.
AUGGUCAAGCUAGGCAAGAACUCCAAACGGACGCCCGUCCGCCUGCGGCACAAGAUUGAGAAGGCAUCUGUUGCCAAGCAAAGAAAGCAGAGGAAGGAGGCGAAGAAGAACCCAGAAUGGCGGUCUAAGAUGAAAAAGGACCCUGGUAUUCCCAGUCUCUUCCCCUUCAAGGACAGGCUCCUGCAUGAGAUGGAGGAGAGGAAACGAAUGAAGGGAGAGGAACAGCAACGGAUCCGGGACGAGGCACGCGCUCGCCGAAGCCAAAACCAGCAAGCGCAAGAUGACGGUCAGGCCAUGAACAUGAUUGUAGAGGACGAUCUACUGGACGACAACAUGGAUGAGGAUGGAGGCUCCAACCCCAUGGCAGCCCUCCUGGCCUCUGCCCGAGCCCGGGCAGCGGAAUAUGACGAGGACCACGAGAGCGAGGACGAUGAGAUGGACGAGGAUGACAACGAUGAAAUGGAUGAAGAUGAUGAGGACGGUGGAGCACUGCUCGACGAUUCGUCGGCACCGGCACUGGUCACGGCACAGUCGUUCACCAAGGAAGGUUCACGGCGCGCCUUCGACAAGGUGUUCAAGCAAGUGACCGAGGCUGCGGAUGUGGUGCUGUAUGUGCUUGAUGCACGCGACCCGGAGGGAACACGGUCGAAGGAGGUGGAGCGCGAAAUCAUGGCCACAGACGCCGGGUCGAAGCGGUUGAUCCUCAUCCUGAACAAGAUCGAUCUGGUUCCCCCGCCGGUGCUGAAGGCAUGGCUGGUUCAUUUGCGACGAUACUUUCCGACCCUCCCGCUGAAGGCAUCCAUCGGGGCUGGCAACGCACACAGCUUCGAUCACAAGCAAUUGACGGUCAAGGGGACUUCGGAUACGCUGUUCCGUGCGCUCAAGUCUUAUGCGCACGGCAAGCAAUUAAAGCGGUCCAUCUCUGUUGGUGUUAUUGGAUAUCCGAAUGUCGGCAAGUCGUCUGUCAUCAACGCUCUCACCGCGCGCCUCAACAAGGGUUCGAGCAACGCAUGCCCGACCGGUGCCGAGGCAGGAGUGACCACCAACCUGCGCGAAGUCAAGCUCGACAACAAGCUCAAGCUGAUUGACUCGCCGGGGAUUGUUUUCCCCAGCGCGGGUGACAAGACGAGCAAGAAGUCCAAGAAGCAGGAAGAGCAGGCCCGUCUGGUCCUGCUGAAUGCCAUCCCUCCCAAGCAGAUUGAAGACCCGAUCCCCGCGGUCAAUCUCUUGAUCAAGCGGUUAUCUACCUCAGAGAACCUGAUUGCCAAGAUGCUGGAGCUCUACGGCAUCACGGCUAUCUUCCCCUCCGGCGGCGACAAGACUACCGACUUUUUGAUCCAGGUGGCCCGCAAGCGAGGUCGUCUUGGUAAGGGCGGUGUCCCGAAUGUCGAGAGCGCAGCCAUGACUGUCAUCAACGACUGGAGAGAUGGUCGCAUCCAAGGCUGGGCCAACGCGCCCGUGUUGCCUGUGGUGGCCUCGACCGACGCUGCUGCCACGACGACUGAAGGAGCUGGCGUGGACACCACGCAGGUCGUCACCGAGUGGGCCAAGGAGUUCAAGAUCGAAGGCCUCUGGGGCAACGGGGAGGGCGAGGACGAGGAAAUGGCCGAGUAA